This is a messenger RNA of Labrus mixtus (cuckoo wrasse), 4866 nucleotides long. RefSeq names its product immunoglobulin superfamily member 11 (gene igsf11). The record is from RefSeq and is a predicted model, not a curated record. The transcript has 8 exons. NCBI's taxonomy places the organism in Eukaryota, Metazoa, Chordata, Actinopteri, Labriformes, Labridae. Gene Ontology annotation, cellular component: cell-cell junction. Gene Ontology annotation, molecular function: ionotropic glutamate receptor binding. Gene Ontology annotation, biological process: homophilic cell-cell adhesion. The coding region runs from base 1071 to 2504 and encodes 477 amino acids.
CGUCUCCGUCUCCGUCUCCCUCUCUCGGCUGGCGUCAGCGGUCUCCCAGCAACAACCAGGCUCGAGCUCAUCUCAAUCAUCCUCUCGUGAGCGCCGUCAAGGCGCAGAAACAAACUGAGACCACAACAGGAAGAGAGGUGGAAAAUAACAGCACAAUGAUUCUGGACGUGUUUUGUGUAGUUCAUAUCAACGCAGGCCUAUUGGUCGUAAUCUUUUUUUUAUUUUUAUCUUAGACUAAUUUCUCAAGACAAGUUUUGAAAUGACACGUCUUUCAGAUAUAAACAUAGCCUAUAGCCUAUUAUUUAUAUUUAUAGCUUAUAUCACUUUAAAAAUGUUAAACAAUUUUUUUUUAAAGUGACGUAAUUUCCAUUUUCUGUUUCUUAGAGAAUUACCUUUUAAAUUGUGUUUCAGGCUACAGGAGAGUGAGAGGUGCAUAUACAAAUCACUACUAUUAUGAUAUACACCACCGACAUGCUUCACUUGUGUUUGAUUUUGAAAACAUCAACCGGAAGUCGUAUAUCUGCAAAGCUACUUUUUUGCCCCCAGGUCAGCUCAUCUGCAGUAGAAGAACAGAGGAGAGAUAUGAAGCGCAACACGCGGGCGGAAAGAUGCCAGUUUGUUUCUAUGUGUAGGACACUUUUAGAGACAGUGGGUGUUCUGUUUGUAGGUCACUUUUAGAGACCGUGGGUAUUCUGUCCUUCAACGGUGAUUGGAUUUAAGUUAUUACACCCGCGCGUAAAUUGACUGGAGCGGUCGAGGAGAAAAGAAGUAACCGGGAGCUACCAAAGAACGGGAGGAAAGGAGGAGUGCCUGAAGCGCUUCAAAAAGAAAGGGACGCGGGUUUGAUACAAAUGCCAUCGGUGCAGUUUUUGUCCACGCAGUGAAACAAACAAGAGUGUGUAGAGGAGAUGCCGUUGUACGCCCGUACGCUGCGUAUCACCCGGACUGCUAUCAUGUCUGUCACAUGCCUUUAGAGGGAACACUUACUUUUGUUCAUUGAGCUGUGAGCGGAGCUGAGAUUUCAUUGAAGAGGCUCUCCAUAAAACGCAGUGCAUGAACAUUUACGAACGAUGGUGAAGUUUCACAACUCAGAUCUCUGGAUAGCCUGGGUGGUCAUUUCCUUCAUGAAGGGAUCAGUGUUUGAUCUACACAAUAAAAAAGUUUGUGUGCAGGCGCUGGAUGUGACUGUGUCCCAGAGCAGUAUCCAGGUGGCCCGGGGCCAAGCAGCCAUCCUGCCCUGCUCCUUUGCCACAAGUGCUGCCCUCAACAACCUGAAUAUCAUCUGGAUGGUGAUCCCACUCUCCAAUGCCAACCAGCCAGAACAGGUGAUCAUUUACCAGGGCGGCCAGGUGUUCAGCCUCGCCAACCAUCUCAAUGGUCGUGUGGGCUUUGUGGCCACCAUGCCAAGUACAAGUGCCUCCAUCUUCAUCAACAACACCCAGCUGUCUGACACUGGGACGUAUCAGUGCCUGGUCAACAACCUCCCAGACAGAGGGGGGCGCAACAUUGGCGUCAUUGGGCUCACUGUGCUAGUGCCGCCCUCAAUGCCAUCGUGUCGAAUCCAGGGUACGCUGGAUGUAGGCAGUGACAUCAUGCUGAUCUGCAGUUCAGAAGAAGGAAUUCCCACACCGUCCUACUCGUGGGAGAAGCUGGAUGCGCUGCCAAAACUGCCGCACAACGCCAUGCAAGAUCAGAUGCAAGGCACUGUCACGCUGAGAAAUGUCAGCACCAGCACAUCAGGACUCUACCAAUGUACCUCCAGCAACGCAAUCGGCAAGAGCAACUGUUUGCUCAACCUGCAGGUUGUAGCCCCCCAGCCUCAGAGUGUGGGACUUAUAGCAGGCACCAUUGCAACAGGAGUCCUGGCUGUCAUCAUCUGUUCCCUGUUAGUGGCGGUCACACUCUUCUACUGGAAGAACAAGAACAAAUAUGAGGAGGAGGAGAUCCCAAAUGAGAUCAGAGAAGAUGACCUCCCUCCCAAAAGGUCAUCCUCAGUAAAGGCUUUCCAUGCCGAUGCCUCAUCUUCAGAAAAUGACACUCUGACAUCUACCAACACAUACAACAGCCGCUACUGGCACAGCCCCAAACCCAACUAUGACACCAACUCCUACACACGCUACAAUGGAGACACUCGCCAUAACUUCACCACGACUGGACAACAAGCGCAUGGAGAAAACACGGGACAUAUCCACAGUACAGUGGUCACAGCAGCAGGUUCAGCCCCACCAGCCCGCCACAUGCAACCCACAACAGCAACAAUGCCAGCAUUUGCAAAUGGCAGCCACACGUUACCACCUCCAAAGACUUUGGUUGUCACUACGAACUCCGCCCCUUCACCUCCUGCCAUUGUGCGUAGCAAUGGCUCUGUGAGUCUUAAACCUGUGGUACCUUCCCCUCAUGGGCAACACACACACUCCUUCGCUGUGAGCCAAGCCACCCUGGAGCGGAUGGGGGCGGUGCCUGUCAUGGUGCCUGCCCAGAGCCGAGCCGGUUCACUGGUCUGAAGUCUGAGUCACUAAACUUAACAGCUCUACUUUUUGAAAUCCACUGAUGAAAACCAGAAAAUGGAACGAUGUCUACAGCUGCCCCUUUAAACUCUAUCUUUGGACAUGUCUUAACCUAUUUAUCUUAAAACAAACUGCUGUUUUAAAGUGCACAGUUCAUUUAAUGCCAAUUCCUUAUAGGAGUGGACCCUCAGUGGACAAAAGCACUACGUGGGAUUUGAUCGUCUACUUAUUGGAUAUAUUUUUCCUAAGGUGUGGUUGGAAGUAUUUUUUAAAGAAAAAAGUAAAAUGUCCUGCAAAAAAGUAGGUUCAGAUAUUUUUGUCACAGCUGGCUCAGUGUGAUUAUUUUGGUUUCUUUUUUAUUUGUAUUUUUUUCCAGAAGCAUAAUGUACUUUCAUUUCAAUGUAUCCAUACUGCAUGGUUAGACAAAAGCAAGCAAGGAUUCUUACAUAAAUGCAUGUUUUAUUGACAAUAAUAAAAGUGACAUGUUUAAUAGUCUGGAAGAACAUCUGAGGGAGGAAAACAAAGAUAUUAUUAUGUUGGAGGAAGCUAAGAGAACUGCGAUACAUUGCAUAUAUUAUAUUAUGCUUUACUUAUCUUUGUUAAGCUCAACUGCUGUCUUAUUUCUCACACAUAGUGCAUCAAUUGAAAGUUUUAUCAGCACACACAAUACAAUGAAUAUUGGAGAAUUUGCAAAGCAUUGACUUUAAUGGGAAAAGCUCCUGAAUACUUUUCAUAACAGAAAGCUACCGUCCCCUUGAUUUAGCCCUGAAGUUCAAGUGAUUUUCAAAGUUUUUAGUGUGUUUAUCCUUGCCGUUGUUUGAGACUCAUGUCAAAUAAUUGCUGCUUUAAAGAGAAGUGGAUUCAAGGUUGUUUCUUGUCGGCUCACAUGAGGGUUGUAAGUAAACGAGUGGGCUGGAUUUUGAAUUGAAGAAAAUGUAUCAGAUGUCUGACUGAACCAUAUUUGUCAACUCGUGUCUUAAUUUUGAUUGGAUUUUUCCCUUGUUACAGUACACAGCAAUGUGUUACAAAGUCUUUUAUUGUAUUUGACCGACAGUCUUUAUAUUUUAACCAAACCUAACCAUAGUAAAACAGUGUGUUUUCAAUUGAUUAAUCCUCAUUCAUUAUUGUGCAUUUCCUAAAUGGACAAUACUAAUAAUUUCUUGUAGCCAUUAUAAAGUAUCUAAUGCAGCAAUCUUUUGUGGUACAUCCAGAAGUUAUAUUUUUAAAUACUUUACUAAUGCCUGAGAGGAAAGUUUUGUUUCCCACUUUGUUAUUGAGACAUGCUUCUCACACACGACUGCUAUGCGCUCCCUGUGCACACACCUCAGCAGUCCUCGGGAAGUGACCCGGCUCCUCUCCAGCAACCAGACCAACCUCCAUCCUGUGGUCCAUACCGGGACUUGAACCCUCCAGUUCGCAACCCAAGUCCCUACAGACCAAGCGACUGCCCCCCCACACAGUGUUUUUAAAGGACUUUUCUUUAUAUUUGUGCUUCUUCUUUGAUUUAAAGUCUUAUUUCACAAUUGUAUGUGCUAACAGCUCCAUGUUGAACUAAAAUAAUCCCAUGAUGAUGAUGGAUUGUGUCCAUAUGACUUCUCUGAUGAAACUCUUUGUAUGACGGGAUAGUUUCAUGUAUGUCUUCAUGCAGUUUCCUUGUCGGUGUAAGAUCCAGUCAUAUAUAAAAAAGAAAGCUUUCAAGCCUUUUCAGCUCAUUUAUGUAGCUUGUUGUUUUAAACUUAUGUCAUAAGUGAUCUAAAUUCCCCUUAAUCUCAACAAAUACUUUGGUAAAAUGAGCAAUAAAUACAAGCCAAACUGCUGCACUUUCGGGUUACUGAUGUCAUUCCUUAAAUUUACACAAUAGAACAUCUUUGUAACAUUUAUUUAUAUACUUUGGGACUGAGCUAUGGUCAUUUGGGUAAGUCCAGCUGCAACACACACAUAAACACACAUACACGCACCGAUUUAUGAAUACAGUUGAUGGGGGGGGUCAAAUUAUGAAAUAUCAGUCCACUUGUUAAUUUGUAUUGAAAAUAUUUGUUUUACUUUUUCCCUGAGACAAUUCCAGGCUGGAAGAGCAUAGUCUAACUUUAUCCUCUUUUUGGAGAAGCAGUGAUAGUGUGCAAUCACCUGAAAACUAGAUUUAAAUUAAAUACACAUCCUCUAUCCAGCCAUGGUUGGUGAGUGGCACACCUAGUGUGAUAUGGGCUCUGUAUGUACAUGAAUAAUGACAUGUAAUAUAUUGCCGAUUGUAAAACUAUUUGUAAAUAUAAGAUUCAUCUUCUUAGUGUUAUAGGUUAAAAUCAAAUAGGAAAAAGUAACACUGAAAAAUGUAGUGAAUAAAUAUUAUUAAUACAGUCCA